UCCGACCGCGCGCAAACAUCGAAUGUGAAAGGAAAGGUUUCCUUUCGUCACAGAAUAAAUAUAAACGCUUUGAGGUUAUAUUUAUUACGCUUGGGUCUUAGUUCGGUGUUUAUCAAAAGUUUAUAUUAAUUGAUAACGUAAAUACAAUGUCGGACCCAGUUGUGAAGGUAGAAGAGGGCAAACUAAAGGGAAAAGUAAACAAAACUUUGAAUAAUUUUGAGUAUUUUGCAUUCAAAAGUGUACCUUAUGCCAAGCCUCCGGUCGGUGAACUGAGAUUUUCCGUCCCCGUACCACCAGAACCUUGGGAAGGAGUGAGAGAUGCCACAAAAAAUUGCAAUAUUUGCGCUCAAUUGGACAGAGCGACACAGUCUGUCGUGGGAGAUGAAGACUGUUUGUAUUUAAAUGUUUAUUCGCCUAAAUUACCAGCGUCAGAUGACUCUCUCUUGCCAGUCAUGGUCUUCAUACAUGGAGGAGGGUUCGUGUUUGGUUCUGGCACUGAUGAUACUGUCCAUGGCCCCGAUUUUCUUAUAGAAAAAGAUGUCGUGGUUGUCACUUUCAACUACCGACUUGGAAUACUCGGGUUCUUAGCAUUGAAUAGCAAAGAUGCUCCAGGAAACAUGGGGCUCAGAGACCAAGUUCAAGCUCUUAAAUGGAUACAAAAGAAUAUAAAACAAUUCGGUGGCGAUCCCAAUAAUGUUACCAUAUUCGGAGUCAGUGCUGGGGGUGCAUCUGUGGAGUACUUGCUUUUGUCACCAAUGGCUAAAGGUUUAUUUCACAAGGCCAUAGCACAGUCAGGAUCGACUUUACUACCCUGGGCACAGAGCAGUAAAAUCAAAAAAAUGGCUCACAAAAUACGUUUGAUUACAGGAAAUAUUGUUACAAGCGAUGAAAAAUUGCUUAAGUUUUUGAAAGGAUUAUCCACAAAAGACUUGAUUACAUAUUCGAUGGUGGUACUUGCUGCUGAAGCUUGGGAUGGUGGCAUUACUUUUGGUUUCGUGCCAACUGUAGAAAAAUCUGCAGAUUGGGAAACAUUUUUGGACAAAAAACCGUACGAUGCGUUAGCGUCUGGGGAAUUCACGAAAGUACCUUUUAUAUCCGGAUUUUGCUCUCGAGAAGGUCUCCUUAUGGUAUCUCACCAUCCAGCGCGUUUGGAAAAGUUGAAAAAAGAAAAAAACUUUUUGGAUUUUUUACCAUUUGAUAUUGACGAAACUGAGAAACAAGCUAUGGAAACCAAAUUUAAAACAAUUUACUUGGAAGCCGAGCAAAAAUUUGAUGAUGAAGAUGCUUUUGCGAUUGAUUAUUUCACAGAUGUUGACUUCUUUGGAGGAGGUUAUGUCUCUGCAUCAUUAAUCGCUAAAAAUAAUUCUCCGGUAUAUUUUUAUGAGUUCGCUUACGAUGGAGCACUAAAUUACUUAAAGAAAAAGUAUAAUAUCCCACGCAAAGGAGCUUGCCACGGUGAUGAAGGAGGUUACAUUAUAAAGAGCUCUAUUUUAGAUGGGGAGAUUUCUAAAACCGACGAGAUAGUCAAAAAUAGGCUCGUCGGAAUGUGGACCAACUUCGCCAAAUAUGGUGAUCCUACUCCUGAAGUGAAUGAGUUACUGCCAACCAAAUGGGAACCGAUAGCGGAGACUGGUCUAGCAUACUUGUACAUCGAUGAAGAGUUAAAAAUGAAAGAGGAUUUGUAUCCGGCAAGAGUUAAGCUGUUCAAAGAGCUGUACGAAAAAUACAAUUUAAGUUCCUAAAUGAAAGCAUAAAUUUCUGCAUACCUGUAUUGUCCUAUUCUGUAUUAGAUUUUGACCGAAAAUAUUAAUAUUUUCAAUGGUCGUAUAUUUCACACAAAUAAAUGUUUAUU
Messenger RNA from Ostrinia furnacalis (Asian corn borer), 1852 nucleotides. RefSeq names its product esterase FE4. The coding region runs from base 147 to 1742 and encodes 531 amino acids. Lineage: Eukaryota; Metazoa; Arthropoda; Insecta; Lepidoptera; Crambidae. The record is from RefSeq and is a predicted model, not a curated record. The transcript has 3 exons.